Molecule: messenger RNA, 3272 nt
Organism: Drosophila santomea
Lineage: Eukaryota; Metazoa; Arthropoda; Insecta; Diptera; Drosophilidae
Product: xenotropic and polytropic retrovirus receptor 1
Exons: 6
Coding region: 1313-3253 (646 amino acids)
Biological process (GO): phosphate ion transport; cellular response to phosphate starvation
Cellular component (GO): Golgi apparatus; plasma membrane; cytoplasm
Molecular function (GO): inositol hexakisphosphate binding
Source: RefSeq, a predicted model, not a curated record
CCAGCCAGUGCAGCCCCAAAAAAAUGUGCUGAAAAUUCUCUAGAUUUCACUUAUUAAAUGCUAAACUUUCUUUCUAAUAUGAAAGAUCCCUCAACUCCUCACUAGAACUCAGACUUAGACUGGAAUAUAUUUUAUAUAGAUCUGAGUCUAAGCUGUAUUUCUGUUAACUACUUUGUCUAAUAGCCAAUUAUUCUACUUAUCCUGCGAAUUUUAACUAAAACCAGCACUGCUGACAGCUGCUCAUUUUUCAUUGCUGAAAAAGGGUAAGGUUCAGUAUUAUAUUCCGCACAUGCUGCAACUUUUCUCUGGCUUAGUUUUCCUUCACCAUCACCCGGGAAAUUCACGAGCCGUAGUCAUCAGCUUAAUCAAGUUCUUCAAGUAGUUCAUGUUCCCGGGGGAGUUAAUUACCCGAGUAUUUAGCAUAUAAUUAUGGAGUUCACCUGUUUUCAUCAUCGCCUGUCCGUGUCUGGUUCUCCAUCCAAUCCCCCCCAGAAAUGGUCCCUUGAGGGCAGGACAAACUUGAUGCCCCGCCCAUUGGCAAUUCAAUUUUCCUUUACGACCGAACAACAACAGCAACAGGGGGAAAACUGUUGGAAAAAGUAAUCAUCGUUGCAAUUGUUUCACAUUUUUCACAUUCUGCCUCAGAGGGGAAGAUGAAUGCCGGCUUUGAUGAUGACGACUGAGGUGAGAUGGGAGUCCUUUUUGGCCGCCCACAACUACUCAUCGUGGGAUGCCUGUAGACGACAUUUUCCCACUUUUCCCAAUUUUCUUUUCUUAUGACUAAUGGCAAGCCUGCGGAAUCGAAUUGUGGCUCUCCAUUGGAGAGUCAGCGAGCUUAAAGAGUUGCAAAACUGAUGCCAACCCUUAGUCAACUCAUUUUCCUGGCGUUCUCUGUAUUUUAAUAAUACACCCAAGCGCAAUCUCUUCAAAAAAGGCGGAAAGCUCGAAAAAAGGAACUUGAAAAGCCCGAAAAUUGUAAGGAUGGAGUUGUGGUCCUGCGGACAUCGUUUGCGAAAACAAAAGCGAAAUUGUCAACUGCUGGAAUAUGGGAAUGGGAAACGCAUGUCGAAAUUCGCGUGGGUUUCAAGUUUUACAGGACGAAUUUAAUACAUUUUGUUGACGUUCUAGAAGGGAUGAAUUCUCAAUUACAGAUUUCAAGGCUGCUGGAUUUUGGCUAAUAAUAAUGCCUAACUGUUUGGUUUAAACAAAAUGUGUAUCAGUCAUGUAAUGAUCGCACUAGAACUAGUAUUAUUUGUCAAAUAAUUUGAGCUCACAAUAAUAGUGAACAUACGAGUAUACAAGCCCUUUAAAAAUGAAGUUUGGCAAGACUCUAGAUAAUCUCAUGGUACCCGAGUGGCGACAUCAGUACAUGAACUACAAUGAGCUAAAUCAGUUGAUACGGAAUGGCGUGAGCAAUGCGCCCAGUGGAGCUCGGCCAAGUAAUGAUAGUGUUAUCGGUUACUACAGGGACUUCGAGGAGCUCUUCUUCACCACCUGCAGAGGUGAAUUGACCAAAGUAAAUGACUUUUUUGCCCACAAGCAGGCGGAAGCGCAUCGCAAGCUGGCCACCCUCAACUACCAACUGGACCGUCGUCGUGCACAGCAGGAUCCUCGGGGAUCGUCGACAUCCAGGGGCUCAGCUUCGUCAAGGACUCGCCAGACGGAGGACAAGCGCAAGAUGCCGCCCAUCAAGAAGCUUCGUCUGGCCAUGAGCGAGUUUUAUCUGAGCCUGAUAAUGUUGCAGAACUAUCAGACAUUGAACUUGACAGCCUUUCGCAAAAUCUGCAAGAAGUACGACAAGAAUCUGAAAUCAGAGGCUGGCUUUAGCUGGUACGAGAGAUUCGUUCUGAAGUCGACUUUUGCCAUGACCUUGCAAUUGGACCGAAUGAUUACGGACACGGAGGACCUAUACACGGAAUACUUGGCCAAUGGAGACAGAUCCAAGGCCAUGGCCAAGCUUCGAGUGCCGCCAUUGGGCCACCAAACUCCACCGGUUCAUGUCUUCAGCGCCGGUCUCUUUCUCGGUCUUUUCUUGGUGGGAGCUAUCAUGUGUAUUAUAUCAUAUUUCUCCUUGAAUUUGAGUCCAGAGCUUCGCUACACCUUUGUCAGUCUGUUUAGAGGGCCCAUUUCAGGCGUGACUUUCGGCUUCUGUCUGGCUUUGAAUAUUAAAGUGUACGAGAACGUGGGCGUCAACCACGUUUUAAUCUUCGAAGUGGAGCGCAGGAGUGCCUUGGGAGCCAUGGGGUCCUUGGAAAUAGCCAGUUUCUUUGGCUACAUGAGCACUCUCAGCAUUCUGCUCUACUUGCUCCACAAGGAGUUCUUUAUUGCGGAUCCGAACUACAUACCGCUGGUCCAGCUGGCCGUUGUAGUUGUGCUCUUCGUGAACCCCGUUCCCAUUCUUUUCUACUCAGCCAGGAUGUGGCUAUUGACCGUCAUGGGACGCGUCCUUUUGUCCCCCUUCUUCUUUGUGAACUUCGCGGACUUCUGGGUGGCGGAUCAGUGGACCUCUCUGGUGGUCAGCAUCGUGGACCACUAUUACCUGGUCCGGUUCUAUGUGCGAUACUUCCUGGAUCGGAGUGAUGCCUUCGAGUUUGAACCGGACUACGCGGUGGCAGUCAUCAGAUGUUUGCCUGCGUGGUUCAGGUUCGCUCAGAGUCUUCGAAGAUUCAGGGACAGUGGGUCCAAGUCCACGGAUUAUCUGAUCAACGCCUUAAAGUACUUUUUAUCCAUAGGGGAAGUCGUAUUUUCAACAAUUCAAAUGCAAACAAUUACCCAAUAUACUGAACUAUUUGAGAGCCCCUGGACUUGGGCUUAUAUAACAAUUUGCAUUGUUUCGUCCAUUUACUCUGUGUUCUGGGAUUUGCUGAUGGACUUCGGUUUAUUCAGAGUGUGGAAGGGUGAGAACCUAUUUCUACGCGACAACUUGGUCUACCCCAGGUGGCUGUACUACUUUGUGAUCGUGGAAAAUACGCUGCUUCGGUUCGUUUGGAUCUUGGAGUUUGUCCUGGUCUAUCAGGAUGUGUUGGCACCGUACAAUGGGAAAUCGUUGAUUUGCUUCAGCGAGAUAGUGAGGCGAUUUUUCUGGAACUUCCUGCGCCUGGAGAACGAGCAUUUGUAUAAUUGCGGGCAAUUCAGAGCCACACGGGACAUCUUCAUAACGAGGCUGGAUCCGCAAGAGGAAAGAUUCCUGCAGAGUGUAAUGGACAAUACGGAAGAUUUGGCAAGGGAAAAAAGAGAUAAAAAGUACUUUUAAGGUGCCAUCCAUCCAUAUU